Molecule: messenger RNA, 1098 nt
Organism: Lampris incognitus (smalleye Pacific opah)
Lineage: Eukaryota; Metazoa; Chordata; Actinopteri; Lampriformes; Lampridae
Product: serine/threonine-protein kinase pim-2-like
Exons: 8
Coding region: 1-1098 (365 amino acids)
Biological process (GO): negative regulation of apoptotic process; protein autophosphorylation; regulation of mitotic cell cycle
Cellular component (GO): cytoplasm
Molecular function (GO): protein serine/threonine kinase activity; ATP binding
Source: RefSeq, a predicted model, not a curated record
AUGCUGGUCCAGGUGAAGAACAGCCAACAGCAGAAGUACGUGAAGUUGGAGGAGGUUGAGGGACAGUUUGACUUUCUGCAAUUCCAGGAAAAAGCAAAGAGGAAAAGAGAGACGAUCAGCUCAGAGGGGAGUAAGGAGGGAGCUAAGAGAAGGAGGACAGCAUCAAACAGCUCUCAAGCAGAGCUGCGCAAGGGGGAGGAUACCCCGGUCCAAAGGCAGAGCCCCAGAGCCAGCCGCGCCUGCUCGAAGAGUCGCCAGCACAAUCAAAAUGAGGGUGGCUCACAUAACACCGUUCCUUGCAAGUCCAAAAGAACUGCCAAGUCAUACAGCAGAGCUGACUUUGAGGACAAAUACGAGGAAAUGGAGCAGUUGGGUGAAGGAGGCUUUGGCGCCGUCUAUGCUGGCCGCCGCAAAGAGGACAAUUUACAGAUUAUUGAUGGGAACCUGCAGCGCUGCCCCCUGGAGGUGAUGCUGAUGGUGCUUGCAGGAGGUCAACCAGCAGCCAUCGGUAAGCAUUCAGCCGUGACUCUGGUGGACUGGUUUGAGGUGGAGCGAGACCUGGUCUUGGUGAUGGAGAGACCCGUCCCCUCUAUUGACCUCUUCUACUACCUCGAGACUGUGGGGGGCUCCCUGCAGGAGGAGGAGGCUAAGCCCUUCAUGAAGCAACUGGUGAGCAUGAUGGCAGAUGUUCAUGCCAGAGGAGUUCUCCACCGGGACCUCAAACUGGAGAACAUCCUGGUGGAGACUGGCACCGACACCCCACGUCUCAGGCUCAUCGACUUCGGUUGCGGCUGCCUCCUGAAAAAUGGACUCUACACGAGGUUCUUCGGCACCACCCUAUACACUCCACCAGAGUGGUUCAUGCGUGGUUGCUACAGAGCAGAUGCCUGCACUGUGUGGCAGCUGGGCGUGUUGCUGUACGAAAUUCUUUGUGGCGCGGCCCCAUUUAACACCAGAAGGGAAAUUAUCUCUGAGGAACCUGACAUCAGUGCCAAGCUGUCCCCAGGUUGUGAGGAUUUGCUGCAGAAGUGUCUGUCCAAGUGUCCCGUAGAACGACCCUCCUUGGAGGAGCUGCAGCGCCACCCCUGGCUGAACUGA